Molecule: messenger RNA, 762 nt
Organism: Penicillium roqueforti
Lineage: Eukaryota; Fungi; Ascomycota; Eurotiomycetes; Eurotiales; Aspergillaceae
Exons: 2
Coding region: 1-762 (253 amino acids)
Source: RefSeq, a predicted model, not a curated record
AUGACCCUGCGCAUCCUCCAACGCCAAAACACCCGACGCAGCUUCACCUCGACCGGCGCCGCGUUAAAGAAAGUCAGCAAGAGCAACACCAAUGCCAAUUCCAAUUCCAAAGCUAGCGGCACUUCUAAGCCCCGCGUUCUCGCAAAGCCCGACAGAUUCCGCCCGCCCUCGCACCCCCAGCGCCUGACGACUCCAUCUCCGAAGAACGCACCCCCAGGCCAACCAUUCGAGUAUGGCCCGCGGAUAACGGAGAAAGAGCGCAUACAGCAGAGCAAGACGCAGUACCCGGGCAUGUUUCCGCCGGAGGGAACAGUGAUGUUUAAGUUCCUGACGAGCAAGUGGAUCCACAUUUGGAUUGCAAUGAGCGUCCUGAUCUCCUGCGCCGGGUUCACCUUCACAACUAAUUUCAAAGCAACCUCGCCGUUCGCGCACCUGCUACCAUCCUGGUCGAGUCUGCUGACGUCGCCUUUCAGCACGAUCUCGCAGGCUUUUGCUGUGUGGCGCAUGCAUGUGCAGCACAACUCGAUGCGCGUGCGGGAGCAGCGACACCGUCGCGUUGAGGAUGCGGAGAAGAGGAAGGAGUAUCGUGUUGCGCAUGGGCUUGAGAAGGCGGAGCCUGAGAAGAAGGAUGAGGGUGUUGAGGUGGAUUCGCAGUCGCCUGUUGCUGCUGGUGCUGCUGGUGAAGGUGCGGAGGCUGCGAAGGAGUUUGUUGAUUGGGAGGGGAAUAAGAGGCCCGUUAAGAAGUGGUUGGGGAUUUGGUGA